AUGAUUGACGGGGCAAAAGUCCCGAAACGGGAGAGAUUCAACCCAGCAAAGCAUUUGGCGUACCAGCGCCCAGAGAGGAUCGUCAGCAUGAAAGAUAUUGGCCUAGAGGGCGCAGGGAUCUCUGCCACUGCAAUCUCUGAACCCUUCCCUCUUUUCACGCGAGAGGCCAUUGCCCAGAUGCGGGCCGAAAUCUUCAGCAAGGACAGCCUCGAGAAUUGCCAAUACAGCUCAUCCUUCUGCAAGAACAUGAUUCGCGCGAUGGGGCCAGCCAUCGCACCUUUCAUCUACGAUGCGUGGAACUCGCCGGAGGUCCUGAGCGGAAUAUCUGAAGUUGCAGGGAUCGAGAUUGUGCCAGUCUUCGACAUUGACAUUGGCAACGUCAAUAUUUCCUUCGAUGAUCAAACCGGCACGACAACUGGGGACGAGACGGCUGCGGAACAGGUUCCAGCUUUCGCAUGGCACUAUGAUAGCUUUCCAUUUGUCUGCGUGACUAUGCUCUCAGAUUGCGAGGGUAUGAUUGGUGGCGAGACUGCAAUUCGCACACAGAGUGGCGAAGUGAUGAAGCUACGUGGACCUGCCAUGGGCACUGCCAUUGUCCUUCAAGGUCGUUACAUUGAGCACCAGGCCCUCAAGGCAUUCGGUGGAUCUGAGCGCAUCACCAUGGUCACAUCCUUCCGCGCCAGGUCCCCUUUCGUAAAGGACGAAUCGGUGUUGACAGGAGUCCGUGGUAUCAGUAACGUGUCUGAUCUUUACACUCAGUAUACAGAAUAUCGCCUGGAGAUACUGGAGGACCGUAUCCGCGCCAAACGCAAAAGCGAGAACUAUCGAGCGGCGUCAAAGCGAUCUUUCGAUGUUGACGAAAUUCGGGUCUGGCUUGAGACUCAGCGUCAGUUUAUUGAUGCCAUGCUAGUGGAGAUUUAUGAAGUGGAAGACGGAGAAGAGGAGUAA
Molecule: messenger RNA, 948 nt
Organism: Verticillium nonalfalfae
Lineage: Eukaryota; Fungi; Ascomycota; Sordariomycetes; Glomerellales; Plectosphaerellaceae
Exons: 3
Coding region: 1-948 (315 amino acids)
Source: RefSeq, a predicted model, not a curated record